AUGCCUUACCUACCGACCUCCCAGGCCUUCCUGGAACAAUCCGCCGAAUUAUUACAAGCAUAUCCAGCCACUCGGAUAGUAACGAAAUACAACUUCCCAACAACGAGGCCCGGCAACGCCAAGCGAAUCCAAAAAUCGCAAGCCAAAAAGACCGACACCACACCCAGUGCACCAAUCGCAACUCUUACAGUGAGGACUUUCAACCCAGCUACGGGUAUCUGUUUGCAAUACCGCACGAACAAAGCACAGGAGGUCUCUCGGUUGAUCACGAGUCUUGGGAAAUUGGCCGCCGGAGCCGAUGUGGCGGGGCUGGGGUUGUCUGCGCCCGCUCCAGUUGAUGUUGAGAUGGUGGAUGCUCCGGCUGUGGAGGAACCGAAGCAGCAGCCACCGCAGCAAGCUCAGGGAGGAAAGGGGAAGAAGAAAGGUGGGAAGGGAAAGCGAUAG
Penicillium olsonii is the source of this 444-nucleotide messenger RNA. Lineage: Eukaryota; Fungi; Ascomycota; Eurotiomycetes; Eurotiales; Aspergillaceae. The record is from the annotation of a GenBank genome assembly.